This is a messenger RNA of Hemicordylus capensis (graceful crag lizard), 783 nucleotides long. RefSeq names its product ATP synthase F1 subunit delta (gene ATP5F1D). The coding region runs from base 147 to 638 and encodes 163 amino acids. Lineage: Eukaryota; Metazoa; Chordata; Lepidosauria; Squamata; Cordylidae. The transcript is spliced from 5 exons. Gene Ontology annotation, biological process: proton motive force-driven ATP synthesis. The record is from RefSeq and is a predicted model, not a curated record. Gene Ontology annotation, molecular function: proton-transporting ATP synthase activity, rotational mechanism.
AUCAUGGGCCGCCAGGUUUCCCAUCCCGUCAUGCCUAGCGCGCGGCGCUAUUUCCCCCGCGGGGCCUGCUGGGAAGGGUAGUCCAGGGCUGGCCGCUGUCCUUCCCCUGUUCUCGCCUCCUCGGUCUUCCUCUCCUCGGCUUCGCCAUGCUGCCGGCCAGCCGCCUCCUCCUCGCCCGCCUGGUCGCGUCGGGCAUCCGGAGCCCGGCCCGGCGCUAUGCUGAGGCGGCGGGGCCCGCCCAGAUGGCCUUCACCUUUGCCUCGCCCUCUGAGGUUUUCUACAAUGCAGCUACUGUGAAGCAAGUGGAUGUGCCCACCCUGAGUGGCUCCUUCGGUAUCUUGGCCGCCCAUGUCCCCACGCUGCAAGUCCUGAAGCCUGGAGUUGUGACGGUGUUUGCCGAGGACGGCUCUGCAGCGAAGUUCUUUGUUAGCAGCGGCUCCAUCACAGUGAACGCAGACUCCUCCGUCCAGCUACUGGCUGAGGAAGUGGCAGAGUUGGAUAGGCUUGACCUUGCGGCAGCCAAGUCAAAUUUGGAAAAAGCUCUGUCGGAGCUGGCCUCUGCCUCAGACGAAGCAUCAAAGGCCGAAGCCCAGAUCAACGUAGAAGCCAACGAGGCAAUAGUGAAGGCUCUGGAGUGACGAGGGAAAUCUUGCUGCCACUGCGUGGAAACGGCUGCCUCUGCUCUGGACCUCUCCUCCUCCUCCUCCUCCUCCUCUGAUCUUUACAGAGGAUGUGGGGUUAAAUCCAACCCUUAACAAAUAAAAAAAAAAGUAGGCAAAAGGA